GCAGGGACUAAGUCAGUCUCACAGAACUUUAAGUUCAUUCCGAGCAUUGGGCUUUGACGAUUUUCCAAUACCUCAAUCGGUCCUCUUCUCGACACUUUCCUUACCAUCUCGGCCAACUCGUCUCUUCAUUCCGCGUCUCGCCGCCAUCUUUUUCAUUUUCUGUUCCACCGCUUCAUCCCUGGAUCUCUGUUUCUCUGCUAAAAGAAUAAUUGGAGAACUCAAAGAAGAAGAAACAUAAAUCGUAUUUUACAGCCUGAAUCUUGAAGUCUAUUGAUCCAAAUUUAUUCUUGGAGACCCUAUUGGCAAAGGGUUUCCUAGGAACGAGAGCAUUCGUUUGGUCUAUUUUCUAAAAAAUUUUCUUGAAAAUGGGUGACAAUCUAAUGGAUAAGGUUAGCGCUUUUGGUGAGCGUCUGAAGAUAAGUGGUUCUGAAGUGGGGAGGAAGAUGACAGCGAGCAUGAGCUCCAUGAGCUAUAAGAUGAAGGAGUUCUUCCAAGGUCAGAACCCUACUGAUAAGAUUGUUGAAGAAGCAACAUCAGAGACUUUGGAAGGCCCUGACUGGUCUAUCAAUCUUGAGAUUUGUGACAUGAUGAAUAGUGAGAAGGUUAACAGUGUUGAAUUGAUUCGAAGCAUUAAGAAUCGGAUAAUGACGAAGAAUCCCAGAGUCCAAUAUCUUGCUCUUGUCCUUCUUGAGACGUGUGUGAAGAAUUGUGAAAAAGCAUUCUCAGAAGUUGCUGCUGAAAGAGUGCUGGAUGAGAUGGUAAAACUGAUUGAUGAUCCCCAGACAAUAGUGAACAACAGAAACAAGGCUCUUGUUUUGAUAGAGGCAUGGGGAGAAUCUGGACAAGAGCUUCGUUACUUGCCAGUUUUUGAAGAAACAUAUAAGAGUUUAAAAUCCAGAGGCAUUCGUUUUCCUGGUCGUGAUGAUGAGAGUUUGGCUCCAAUUUUUACCCCACCACGUUCAACUUCAGAGUCAGAGUCAUUUGUUGGGGUUACCCAACAAGAUCACAAUGAAGUACAUGUGCAAAGUUUUUCUACUGAACAAACCAAGGAAGCUUUUGAUGUAACGCGAAAUAGUGUUGAGCUCCUUUCAACAGUUCUAUCCUCUUCACCCCAACAGGAGGCAUUGCAGGAUGAUUUGACAACUACUCUAGUACGGCAGUGCCGUGAAUGCCAAUAUACUGUUCAAAGAAUUAUUGAAACUGCUGGCGAAAAUGAAGCUGUGAUCUUCGAAGCCCUGAACUUAAACGAUGAACUCCAAAAGAUCCUAUCCAAGUAUGAUGACCUGAAGAAGCCUCAGAUUGUCCAUUCCGAGCCACAACCAGCCUUAAUUCCCGUUGCUGUUGAGCAUGAAGACUCACCCAGACUCAGCAAGGAGGAAGCUCUUGUAAGGAAGCCUGCAAGAUCUAGAACAAAGGGAAGUCACGUGGAUGAUGACAUGAUGGAUGAUUUGGAUGAAAUGAUCUUUGGGAAGAAGGGGGAGAGCACUUCGGACGAGCAUGAUCAAAGAAAACAGCAGCAGAAGCAUGAUCUUAUUACAUUCUGAGCUUCUUAAGCCAAUAUUGAGUAUAUCAUUCCAGACUUUCAAGCUCUGAAGAAAACCAUAAAGUAUUUUUUUUUUAUCUUUUGAAUUCUCUUUCAACAUUUCUCCGUGCUGCAUUGUUUGGAAUGUGAGAAUUCUUUAUUGUGUAUUUAUGAUGUUUUAGAAUUUCUUUGGCUCAUUGAUAAACGUUUUUUAGUUGUGAACCACAGAACUGAAUGGUGAAGAAACGACAUAUUAUAUAGAAAGAACUUCAUAUAAUGAUUCCUGUUCGCAAA
Molecule: messenger RNA, 1816 nt
Organism: Dendrobium catenatum
Lineage: Eukaryota; Viridiplantae; Streptophyta; Magnoliopsida; Asparagales; Orchidaceae
Product: TOM1-like protein 1
Exons: 4
Coding region: 366-1544 (392 amino acids)
Biological process (GO): protein transport to vacuole involved in ubiquitin-dependent protein catabolic process via the multivesicular body sorting pathway
Molecular function (GO): ubiquitin binding; phosphatidylinositol binding
Source: RefSeq, a predicted model, not a curated record